CGUGAUAAAGUGCUAAUGAUGUUUUCUGUCACUUGGUUUUACUCAAAAACUUUAACAAUCAUCUUAGAGGACAACUGUUCUAUCAGAUUAAUUAAAAAUGGACGCAGUUUAUGAAAAUUCACCUUACAUCCGGUCAACAGCUGAUCCAAAAUGCAAAUCUUCUAAAUCCAAGGGUCAGGCAGAAGCGACUCCCUGCAAGAGAACUAAAGUUCUUCUGAUAGUUCUCUGUGUCUCAGUUGUUCUUUUAAUUGGGGGUCUCUGUGUUCUGGGGGUCCUGUAUUCUAAAUUGCUGCAUGAGAUGCCUCAAGACAUGAACAACACAAAUUAUAAAAUGGAGUUGGAAGCACUCAAUACCCAAUACGAGGAGACGCUUAGAAAGUUAAACAGAUUAAAUGCGAGCACAGGUUGUGCACUUUGUGCCGUUAACUGGACUCAUUUCGAAGGAAAAUGUUAUUUCUUUUCUACUGUAAAGAUGAACUGGACCCUGAGUCGAGAUCACUGUGUGACUCUGGGAGGACACCUGGUCAUAAUCGACAACAACACAGAGCAGGCUUUUCUGACAUCUAAUGUUAAAAUCACUCACUGGAUUGGACUCAAUGAUAUAGAGAUCGAAGGACGAUGGGUUUGGGUGAAUAACCAGCCACUCAAUGACUCCAUAGAAUUCUGGAUCAAACGGGAGAAUGGUGUCAGAGAGCCAGAUAACUGGAUUAAAGAUCAUCCAGCAGGUGAGGACUGUGCUAGUCUGGGACACCCGGCGGGAGAAACUGAUUUCUGGACUGACGCUUUCUGCUUUCAAGAGAAAAGAUUUGUGUGUGAAGCUCCUGCCUCCGUUUAACUUUGCGAGAGUGAAAGGUUUCUGUGCAUCCCUGCUAACAAACAUGUAGAUAUCAUUCAUUUCUUAAGGUUUGAUGACAACCAGAACGGUGGCUACUCACUUCUGAAUCCAUUAUUGACACAAAGUUCUGUUGUGGGUUUUUUCGGGCUAUGGACUUAAACUUUAGAUCAGCUGUGAUUUUGAGUGAAGUGAUUUUGAGUGAAGUUUUCAAUAAAUUGCCCACUCUCUGAUUUUUUUGUCUCUUGCUCCUGUUUCUUGUCUUGACCUUUUGAAGCAGUACUUGCAACCUGGUUACGAUCCACCAGCGAGAAAUGCGAAUACUUGUAAUGUUUCCCCGGGUCUUAAGAUUUUGUUUAGGAGUGUACAUUGCACACAUUCAGAGAGAAAACAAUGCAAGGCCGUGAAUUCUCCAUGUAGUUUUCCCAAUUACUCCAACGGUUCUUUCAACGAGAUGAUUAUGACGUCUCGCUGAAACGCUGUAAUUCAAAGGGACAAAAUAUUCUCAU
Molecule: messenger RNA, 1341 nt
Organism: Triplophysa dalaica
Lineage: Eukaryota; Metazoa; Chordata; Actinopteri; Cypriniformes; Nemacheilidae
Product: C-type lectin domain family 4 member E-like
Exons: 7
Coding region: 98-835 (245 amino acids)
Source: RefSeq, a predicted model, not a curated record